Molecule: messenger RNA, 1461 nt
Organism: Daphnia pulicaria
Lineage: Eukaryota; Metazoa; Arthropoda; Branchiopoda; Diplostraca; Daphniidae
Product: protocadherin-16-like
Exons: 6
Coding region: 1-1461 (486 amino acids)
Biological process (GO): homophilic cell-cell adhesion
Cellular component (GO): plasma membrane
Molecular function (GO): calcium ion binding
Source: RefSeq, a predicted model, not a curated record
AUGACCGUUUCGGAUUCGGACACUGGCGUACAUAGUCAAUUUGGGUUAGAGUUGAUCCCAUUGCGAAAUGCCGACAAUAUCUUUGAGGUUCACCCGAUGUCUGCCACAGGCCGGACACCUGUUCUUAUCAAAGUUACCGGAGCUGAUAAGCUCGACUAUGAGAACCCUGACCGGCGGGAAAUGGUUGUACAAGUCAUAGCUAGAGGUGGAGGCAGACGUCUCUCAUCUACUGCCACACUGACCAUCCUGUUAGUCGAUGUUAACGACAACAUCCCGAUCUUCGAUGAGUCUUCCUAUAGUUUCAAUGUGGUUGAGAAUUCCGCACCUGGCUCGUUAAUUUCAAGGCUGAGUGCUACGGAUGCCGACAGCGGUGUGUUCGGACAAUUACGCUACGAGUUACGUGGCUUUGGAGCUGAGCGCUUUUCUGUUAACUCGUCUACCGGUGACCUAAAAGUUGGAGUAUGCGGACUUUCGACUUGUUUAGAUUAUGAGGAUCAGGACAUUUUUACUUUGACCUAUACUGUCAUUGACGGAGGGGGGAAAGCAACAUCAGUGCCGCUUACCAUUAAAAUUGAUGACGUUAACGACAAUCCGUCCGUUUUCGAGCAAAAUCAAUGCAGGCGACUCAUCCAAAAUAGAGCUCUUGACUUCGAUCCACAAUUAGUGGUUAAGGCUACAGAUAAGGAUAGUAUUCGGAAAGGUCAUUCACCGCCAAUUCAAGAUGGCAGGAUUUCCUACUCCAUUGUGGCAGGCAACACUGCAGACAACUUAUUCAAUAUUGGGCGCGACAGUGGCAUUCUUGAUGUUACUCGUCCUAUCAAUGCCACUGAAUUGGGCGAGGUUAGAUUUGUGCUCAUAGUGCGAGCGACCGAUUCCGGCACACCACCCCAGCAUGCUGAUACCGUGGUGACAAUUACGGUGGGGGCUGUCGAUGGAAACGAUCCCCCCAUUUUCCAACAGAACCAGUAUCACGUCAACGUUGUCGAGCGGGCAACGCCAGAUUCAUUUGUUAUUCAGCUAAAUGCUACUGAUCCGGAUGGACCUUCAGAUAAUUUGCGCUAUCGCGUCGUCGGAGGCACAGCCGUCGAUUGGUUCACCAUUGAUGAAGUGUCAGGAAUCGUUCGGGUUGCAAGAGGUGGCGCUCUCCAAUGGGAUCAAGAAGCUCCUCUUCUUACUCUGGCAGUAGCUGCAGUUGACCAGGGCCAGCCACUUGCUCAAUCAGCUACCGCAACAAUCACCAUACAGGUGGAAGACAUCAACCAUAAAUCACCAAAUUUUGAUAAACAACUUUUUAUCCAUCACGUAGCCGAGGUUACACCUGUUGGAACUCGGGUUCUGGCUUUAGGUGCCAGUGAUCCCGACACUAGCUCACAAUUAAGAUUUCGAUUAACUGAGCCAUUUCAGAUAAGAAAUAAAGAAGGCUAUUUGCGCGACGAAGUUGAAAGCGAGUACUUCUCGUAA